Messenger RNA from Colius striatus (speckled mousebird), 3710 nucleotides. RefSeq names its product UDP-N-acetylglucosamine pyrophosphorylase 1 like 1 (gene UAP1L1). The record is from RefSeq and is a predicted model, not a curated record. The coding region runs from base 48 to 1550 and encodes 500 amino acids. NCBI's taxonomy places the organism in Eukaryota, Metazoa, Chordata, Aves, Coliiformes, Coliidae. The transcript is spliced from 9 exons. Gene Ontology annotation, molecular function: UDP-N-acetylglucosamine diphosphorylase activity. Gene Ontology annotation, biological process: UDP-N-acetylglucosamine biosynthetic process.
GGCCGGUCCCGGCGGCGGGCGCAGGCCGGCGGGCAGAGGCCGCGGCCAUGGGGCCGCCCGAGGAGGUGCGGGCUCGGCUGGAGCGCAGCGGCCAGGGCCACCUGCUGCGCUUCUGGGGCGAGCUGGGCCCGGCGAGGCGACAGGCGCUGCUGGCCGCGCUGCCGCCGGGCCUGGGCGAGCACUGCCGGAUGGCGGUGGCCGCGGCCCGCCCGCAGGAGCCGCCGCCGCGCCGGGCCGCCCGGAUGGAGCCGCUGCCCGCCCGGCUGCUGGGCAGCGCCCACCGCAGCGGCCCCGCCGCGCUGCAGCGCUGGGAGGCGGAAGGAUUGCACCAGAUCUCCCAGAACAAGGUGGCAGUGCUGCUCCUGGCUGGAGGGCAAGGAACUCGCCUGGGAGUGAGCUAUCCCAAGGGCAUGUACGACGUGGGGUUGCCCAGUGACAAGACCUUGUACCAGAUCCAAGCAGAAAGAAUCCGCAAAGUGGAACAGCUUGCUGGGCAGAGACACCACUGCCAGUGUGCCAUCCCCUGGUACAUCAUGACAAGCGAGUUCACACUGGGGCCGACAGAGGAGUUCUUCAUUCAACACAACUACUUCAACUUGGAUAGCUCCAACGUGGUCAUGUUUGAACAGAGGAUGCUGCCUGCUGUCACCUUGGAUGGGAAGGCCAUCUUGGAGGAAAAGGGGAAAAUUGCCAUGGCUCCAGAUGGCAAUGGUGGCUUAUACCGUGCUUUGGUGGAUAAUAAGAUCUUGGAUGACAUGAAGCAACGUGGAAUCCAGUAUGUCCAUGUUUAUGGUGUGGACAAUAUCCUUGUGAAAAUGGCAGAUCCAGUCUUCAUAGGCUUCUGUGUUUCCAAAGGGGCAGACUGUGGUGCAAAGGUGGUGGAGAAGGCCUACCCCACAGAGCCUGUAGGGGUGGUGUGCUGUGUGGAUGGCCUGUACCAGGUGGUGGAGUACAGUGAGAUCAGCCCUGAGACGGCGCAGCAGCAAAGCCCCAGUGGGGAGCUGAUGUACAGUGCUGGCAAUAUCUGCAACCAUUUCUUCACGGUGGAGUUCCUGGAGACAGUGGCCCAGAAAUAUGAGCCGCAGCUGAGGCAUCAUGUAGCCAUAAAGAAGGUGCCCUACAUUGACGAGGAGGGAAAUCUGGUAAAACCCCUAAAACCGAACGGGAUAAAGCUGGAGAAGUUUGUGUUUGAUGUGUUCCAGUUCUCUAAGAAUUUUGUGGCAUUUGAAGUUUUGAGAGAAGAAGAGUUCUCACCACUGAAAAACGCAGACACAGCUGACAAAGACACUCCUAGCACUGCUCGGAGAGCCCUCCUGGCCCAGCACUACCGCUGGGCUCUCAAGGCUGGGGCCAGAUUUCUGGAUGAAAAUGGUUGCAGGAUACCAGAGAAACUCAGUCUCUCAGAAAAUGAAGAUCCUCCGUCUGUGUGUGAGAUUUCUCCGUUAGUGUCUUACUUUGGAGAGGGUCUGGAGACAUACAUGAAGAACAAAGAGUUCCCUUCUCCCUUUGUGCUGGAUGAAAACAAAGCAGAAAUGCUAGGAAAUUCUUGAAGAGGAGGGAGGCCCUUGUCCCCCCAGUCAGAUAUCUGUCAGAUCCUUGCUAAGAAUGGACAUGACUCAGAUACCAGCUAUGAAGUGCAUUAUAACAAACCAAUUUGCUUUGCAGUGUUGGAUCGAUGCCAAGUUCUUGCAGCAGUUGUGUUCAUACACAGAUGUGUGCUCACCAGUUCUGUUUGGUAACUUUGGAGGCAAUGCCUUUUACCUCAGCCUGUUUUGUAGACCUGGAUGUGAUACCUUCCAAGUACCAGGCAGAUUUGGUUUUUCCUGCUUUCUAUGUACACGAGCCAGUCAGGGCCUCUUCAGCUUUGCACUCAAGGAGGUCGAAUCUCUUCAGUGCCUUGUGAGGAAUCUUGUUUGUGCUAGAGGGUUGGGUUGGUUUUCAAUCCUGUGCACAGCUGUAGAAUCAGUUUGAUCUGUCUUUUCCUUAAUCCUGUGCUGAUUAGAAGACCCAGCUGAGCAAACUGCCUCCUCUAAGCAGAGAGUACAGGGGAGUCUGCUGUAGGCAGGGAUGCUGCAGUGCCUAAGUGUUGUUUGAGCUUUGCACUCCAAAGCAGAACAGACUGGUUUGAACAUUGAGACUUGCUAGUGCCAUUCCAAGAAAUCAUGAGUUAAAAUGCAGCUCAGGCUGAUUGCUCUGUACAGCUCUAGUGGCCUUUAAUUGAAAAAGAAACACAAACCCAUACUUCUUACUCCAUACAACCCCCUGCUCUUCCUGUCCAUAACCAACCUCUAUUUCACUUUUCAUCUUCCUGCUUCAUGUAUACCAUAUCCCUCACAGGGGACUCCUGAUGGUAGAAUGUAAUGCUUAAUCCAAACAAGAAUAAAGCCUUAAUCCCAGCAUAACCAAUGUACACAGUGAAACACCAGCCUCUGCUUCUACAGUUUCUGGCCAGCUAGUUUUUCAGCAUUCUUUCACUAAUGAAAUUAUUUAGAUACCUUCCUUUCAAGUAUAUUAUUAACCAUAAUGUAGAGAAAAGUCUCAGCUAAUGAAGGACACUAAUUGCCAGGAUGUAUGUGGCAUGUGAGCUCAGCCCUGGCUCAGGGAUCCCAGGAUGUCCUCAAUCCACAAGUGCUUGUUCCCGUUCAACCUUUGGACUCUGCCCUGGCAACCUCAUGCCAAGGAGCACUUGCCUGCUGCAGAACCUGCACUGGGCUCACUGGACUCAUUCCAGCCCUCAUGGAAGUGCUGCAGGUGCACUGCUGGGUGGCCUUGGCUUGAGGAGCACUCUCUACUUCUCCCCUAAAUCAGUGGUGAGGAACAUGGUGAGGAAGGUGCCUCAUCAGAAAUGUUGUUCCAUGCAUCUGCUUCUACUGAUGCUAUUUUUUUCAGCCUCAAUCUGACAUGAAGCUGUAUUCACAGUGUAGGGAAAGUACAAAAAGGGCUUGGAGAGCACAGGUAGUUUGUAAGUAGGCUCAUGUUUUCUGAAGAAGGCUCCUGAAGCUUAGUGGCAGAGUUUUCAGGUAUAAAGUGUAUCUGCAUGCACAUAAUGAGCCUGGUGCACAUGCAAAGCAGCCAGGGACAGUUCUGAUUACCUCAGUCUGCUGUGCAGCCAGUGGUUCCCUUCUUUAGUAUAAAUUCAGCAUUUGUCCUUGACCAUUCUGUUAUUUUUUUUAGCAGUGUUUGAUGGGUCAUUCCAUUCCUGUCAGUCCAGUUUCAUAGCUGAGGAAAAAUGGUGAUGUAUCUUUGUAACACUCAUAGAAUCAUAGAAUGGGAGGGGUUGGAAGGGACCUUUACAAAUCAUCUAGUCCAACCCCUUGCCGUUGCUUUUGUCCAUCCAGGCACAGGCUCAUUUGAAGCUGCACUGUGCUACUGCCAGAGGAUGUUUCUUUUGCUCUUUCUGAAGUGCCUUCUCGUUUGCAGCCUCAGUUCCUGUGUGCUUUAAUCGUGUGUACACUGGGUUGCUGACAUGAUUUUUAGAGGUUGCUUCCAAGGAGAAGCUGAGUUAGGGUGCUGAAUGCUUUGUCUGUUGGGUUUUUCUGUGUCUUCUCCCAUUUUAAACUGGAACAAAGAAUUUUGAGACAACUUUUUUACAUGAGAAGUAGUUCUGGUGUGUGUUUGGAGAUGGAAAAGUACCUGAAACAAAGGCAGGUCCCACAGUACCUCUUGGACACCUAUGCACUUGUAUAAUAAAGAUGUUCCUGUGCUUUCUA